This is a messenger RNA of Balaenoptera ricei (Rice's whale), 2613 nucleotides long. RefSeq names its product taurine up-regulated 1 (gene TUG1). Lineage: Eukaryota; Metazoa; Chordata; Mammalia; Artiodactyla; Balaenopteridae. The transcript is spliced from 4 exons. The coding region runs from base 1 to 894 and encodes 297 amino acids. The record is from RefSeq and is a predicted model, not a curated record.
AUGUUGAUGAAGUGCAUAUGGCACACCGGCCUCAGGCUCUCAGGCCCUGACUGGGCCUCGGUCCCGUGGUCUCCUCCUCACGAAGAGGAGUUAGUCCCAGCUUUCAAGGCCCGGAUCGAGGACAGUGGCGAGCGAACCACCCGACCGGGCGUUGCCCGGCGCUCACAGCUGCCUUUGUCCCUCCCCACGGAAUUGGAACCCAACGACCGCAGCGCGCUCUUGGAACCAUGUGCUGCCGCCGCCUCCGCCUCCGCCGCUGCCGCCGCCGCGAGACCAGCCGCCCGCGCGCCGCGCUGGAUGAGAUGUGCACACAAGCCAGGCCGCCUCGCACACUCCCCGACGCCCCAAGCCCCCGAGGCCUCCGCGGCGCACUCGGCCAAUCACAGAGCCGCCCCUCCUCCCGCCCCCGCCCUGAUGCGAAGCCUCCUGAUAGAACUCGAAGAAGCCCUGGCGCGCCCUCCCCCCCUCCCCGGUCUGGUAGGGCGAAGGAGCGGGCGCGCGGUCGAUCGAGCGAUCGGUUGGCGGCUCUUUCUCCUGCUCUGGCAUCCAGCUCUUGGGGCGCAGGCCCGGCCGCCGCGGCGCGCGCCCGGUGGCCGUUGGCGCUCGCGCCGCGUCUUUCUUCUCGUACGCAGAACUCGGGCGGCGGCCUAUGCGUUUGCGAUUCGACGAGGAGUCGUCCGGGUGGUCGGCGGCGGCGGGCAGCUGCUCCGCCCCGCUCCCGGGGAGGCGGCGGGAUUUGGCGCGGCCGGGGAAGCUGGGGUGGCCGGGGCCGGCCUGGAGGCCUGGCGCCACCCUUCGGGGCCUGCAAGGACCCAGUUGGGCGGGCAGGAGGGGGCUGGGGGAUGGUUGGUGGUGGGCUUCCUACUUUGUCUUUUUCUUCUUAUGCCGCCCUAGUGAGGGGCGGGAUCUCUGGCGGCAGCUCCGGGGUGGAGAGACAAGCUCCGGAGUCGGAAGAGCUGGGUUUGCUUCCGGGCCUAGCCACCAGUUGGCCGAGUGACCUUAGGCAAGUCACUUGGUAAUUUGUCUGCGCCUCAGUUUCCUCCUCUAUCAACGUUUGUGGGAUUGAAAGCGCUUUGUAAACUAUAAAGCGUCGGUGAAUGUAAGGGAUGAUUAUUGUUCGUAAUGCUUGGCUUUAUUUUUUUUUUUUUUUUGAGUUGUAAGAAAACUUAUCAAUUGUCCAAUCCUUGGAUUUUGAACCUGGGAACCUUGGAUUGGAGUUGGAUAUUCCCAAAUUCCCUGAAAUUGUGUGCAAAAAUUAGUGGGAAUAUGCAUUUUAGGGGAAUGAGGAUCCAUCGCCAGCAAGUUUUCAGAGGGGGGCUGUGACCCAGAAGAGUUAAGAACCACAAUUCCUUUGCCACAAGGAGGAAACUGAGGCCUAGAUGUCAUUUGGGACCCGUCACAACCAAUUUGAAGCCCCUUUUGAAUCCCUGGGAUAUGUGAGCUGUUCUAUGCAUAGUGGGUAUUCGGGGUAACAACACUCCACUGCUUGGCUUCUAUUCUGAGUCUUUUCACCAUGGGUUGCCUGAAAGGUGGCUGAUGCAUAUGGUACAGUGGCACCCAAUAUAAAGCAGCUAAAAGUAGGAGUGGAUGUGUUCUCUAGUAUCAAGAAGCCUGUUUAAUCUUUGGCCCAACAACUUUUUAUUUUCUGGUGCCUGACUACUUUUCUGUUUCAUUGACCAUUUUCCAUGACCAUGGCUGCCAUCCGUUACUUGCUUCUAUUUUAUAUUCUUAGUUUGUGUGAUUGGUAGUGAGCAGGCUUAUUUUUAAAUGGUGCUGCCAAGUCCAGCUAAUGAAUGGUGCAGGUGAAUUUUUAGCAAGCUGGCUGACUGGAACAAACUGAACCAGGCAUGGAAUUCCUGAAGAUGUUUGGGGGUUUGUCUUUAUUAAUUGAAGGUUAACAUUCUCUGAAAAGUUUUGUUAGAACGUCUACUGAACCUCAAAAUCAGUAGACUGCAAGUGUUUCAAACCUUAAUUUUCCACCCCCACCCCCCACCACCGGCCUGCUUUGUAUUCUCUUUGCUUGCAAGUGUGUUACUAAAAUGGCCAAAAUGCCAGUUUUUGCUUCUUUGUUAAUUGUCAGCUGCUUUUAUCAAAUUCCAGGCCAUUAUCCAGCAAACACUAUAGAAAUGUUUGAACACUUGGAUUUCAAACAUUUUCAAUUUGUGGAGUGGUGCUUACCAGUGGUACAGUUCUAAGCAAGCAAACACAAACCCACUUAAGUGUUUUGUUUGUUAGGGGUUAGCCGGUUCUGCUAUUUCAUACAAACAUCUGGGAAAAAUCAAUUGACUAUUCCCUUUACCUAGAGGGCAGAGACAAAGGAUCUCAAUUCCAGAGAAGUGACUGUUUUGGAGAAAGAUGUGUUGGUCUUUUAGCUCUUUUGUAAUUAAAUCUGGAUGUACCUCAAAAGAAUGUUAAGACUGUGGUGAUAAGAUGCUUUCCUCAGGAGAAAGGAGGAAAAAAACAACUGGAACUCAAAGCUUGAAAUUCUGUGACAAAACAUGAGCUGUCCGGGAUAGGAGGUUGAAAGUGUUUCACUACAGCGUUCUGCUCUCCAGAUGUCCUUCAGUGUAGUCACGGCGUGGACUCCAGAUUUCCAGAUUUUCAAGAACUGGA